This is a messenger RNA of Chondrus crispus (carragheen), 942 nucleotides long. RefSeq lists its product as hypothetical. The transcript has a single exon. The coding region runs from base 1 to 942 and encodes 313 amino acids. The record is from RefSeq and is a predicted model, not a curated record. NCBI's taxonomy places the organism in Eukaryota, Rhodophyta, Florideophyceae, Gigartinales, Gigartinaceae.
AUGUCUGCCUUCGUAUCUCCCACGUUUCGCAUUCCUUCAUCAGGGCGAACCCCUCCCCGUUGCGCCCCCCGCGCAACAGCCCUUUCCCCGACAAGCAAGCGCGAGCCCUCUCCAGCGGUCAAAGCCGUCAUCACCCGCUUGCGAGAAGAACUCCCCGCCCUCUUCGAGGACCCAAGCACUGCCGACUAUUCUCUUUACACCGACACCGUCACCUUUGAAGACCCCCUCAACAAGUUUCGCGGCGUAUCUCGAUACGCAUCUAACAUCAACUUCCUCAACUCCUCCCCUGUCUUCACCGACGCAAAGCUCACUCUCUACGAUGUCGCCGUCAUAGGCCCGCAGCUCUCUACUGUGCGAACGCGAUGGGCUCUCCAGAUGGUCGCGAAUUUGCCAUGGAAGCCUUGCGUCGCGUUUACGGGGCAGAGUGAUUACGUUGUCAAUGACGAGGGGAAGGUUUACGAGCAUAUCGAUUACUGGGACUCGCUUGAGGACUCCGCAUUCUUCGCACCAAAGGCUGUAGUGGAUUUGGUUUCCCAAUGCAAGCCAGGGAGGAUAUCGCCACUGGACCUUGGAGGGUUUGAACUGCUGCGGCGCACAGCGGCUUGCGAAGUGCGCAAGUUCGGUAUAGGGGACCGACAAGGUGUAUAUCUGAAGCCGGUGGAUCGUCAAGAUGCGUUAAAGGUGUGGGAGGUAACACCGGAUCGGGCUGAGGGGUCUAAUUCUUGCACGGUUGACUUGGUUGCAGUUGUUACGAUUGAUUCGAAGGAGAUGUCAUCACAGUUCUUAGAUCGUCGCGUGCGCGAGCUGAGAGAGGCACUUGACACCGUCGACUACGCAACACCAGCCUCCGAGUGGUUUCUUGUGAAGAACACUGUUAGGGGACGUCCGAUUUAUGAAGUGUGGCACCUACUUGAAGAUGCAAACGCCGAUGUAAACGAAUAA